AUGAAGGGGCCCUUCAUCUCUUGGCUUUUCUUUCUGGACAUGUUUGCUCUGAGGGAGACCCAAACAGCUCUCCACAGCCUGGAGAUCCAGUUCACUGGGAUGGCCAUAACAGAUGACCUUCCGGACAUCAUCUUCAAUGUGUGGCUGGACAGCCAGCUAUUAUUCUCCUAUGAUACCCAGAGCAAGGAGGUGCUCCUCAAGCUAGGUGGGGCCUACCCACCUUUGAAGAACAGAUUGAUGGAAAAAUUGAAAGAGCAGCUGCGACGAGGGGGAGAGGAUGACUUGCGGCGUUUCUGUGCCUAUUGGAUGGUCUCUUACAAUGAGACCUGGGAGCUUCAAACAACCCAGGUCACAGUUUUCUGUGAGCUGGAUGGAGACAUCCAGGUGGACAGCCGAAUGUUGGUUGCUUUUGAUGGUGAGACUGUCUGCCAGUUAAACGAGCAGAAUGCAAGAUGGGUGAUCAAGAAGCCAGAGGUCACACGCUUCUGCAAUUAUUUGGAUGAUAGUGUCCAAUGGCACAGAAUAUUGGCAGAAGAGUGCCCAACAUUUCUGAAGAUUGUCCUGGAACUCUUCCACCUAAAGGAGAAUGAGCCCCCUGAGGUGACUGUGUCUCAUGAUGAUGCCCCAGAUGGCAGGUUCAUCCUCUUCUGCACAGCCAGGGGCUUUUACCCUCGCCCAAUCCGGCUACACUGGGAAAAGGAUGGGCAAAUGGGUGUAUGGGGAAAGGAGCGCUCCAGUGGCACCUUACCCAAUGCUGAUGCCACUUUCUACCUCCAAGUUGUCUUGGAGCUCCAUUCAAGGGAUCCUGGAGAUGGCUAUGCCUGUGUGGUGGAACAUUAUGAGCUACGGAUGCCUGCCAUAUAUCCAGCACCCAGGAAAGUCACCAGAGGAAAGUCCUGGGAACUAUCUCUCAGUCUCUCAGCCACUACCAUCGGGAUCCUGAUCUCAGCUGUGGCCUUCAUAAUAUGGUGGAAAAAAGAUGCCUGGGGCUGCAGGACCCAAGAACACAAUGCAGAAGAAGGAAUGUCAUCAUUAGGAACACCUCCUCCAGCAGCGUCCCUUUCCUCCUCCCCUUCCCACUCUUCUUCUUGUCUCCCUCCUCCCCAACCAAACUGAAGUGAGAGAGUCCUCCCAACCUCAAACUCCAGGGGAGAGAUACUUAGUUAA
Molecule: messenger RNA, 1167 nt
Organism: Monodelphis domestica (gray short-tailed opossum)
Lineage: Eukaryota; Metazoa; Chordata; Mammalia; Didelphimorphia; Didelphidae
Product: zinc-alpha-2-glycoprotein
Biological process (GO): immune response
Cellular component (GO): external side of plasma membrane
Source: RefSeq, a predicted model, not a curated record